Anneissia japonica is the source of this 3841-nucleotide messenger RNA. RefSeq names its product hyalin-like. The annotation marks the transcript as partial. NCBI's taxonomy places the organism in Eukaryota, Metazoa, Echinodermata, Crinoidea, Comatulida, Comatulidae. The transcript is spliced from 20 exons. The record is from RefSeq and is a predicted model, not a curated record.
AGAGAACCCAACUAUUAAUAAUUGCCCGUCCGACCAGGUUAUACAACUAGCAAGUAGUGAACAAAGUAGAACGAUUACACUUCCUGACUCAACUGUGUGGGACGCAAUUGAUAGUGAUCCAGAAAAAAUAGUCCUGUACGAUUCGGAUGAGUUUUUUCCUGGAAAGACUAGCAUUACUCACAUCUACACGGAUUUUUCCUGUAACAGAAAUAUAUGCGAGUUUACAGUCACAUUAGAAUAUCCUACGGAUCCUGAUCCUGGAGCCGAAUUAGCAAUGGCAUGUCCUAACAACCAAAUCUUAAGAACAGACAGUGGUCUUAACGGUGCAACCGUAACAUGGACUACCCCGGUUGUCAACAUGGGAGGCAGUGAUCUACCUAUUACAAGUUCUCAUCAACCAGGCGAUUUUUUUCUGAUUGGAAUAACAAACGUAGAAAUUACUACAACAUACAGUGGUGUUGUCGGAUAUUGUAUGUUCACUAUAUUAGUUGAAGACAGGGAAAAUCCUGUAUGGGUUCACAGUUGUAAUACUGAAUACUUCGCCCUACCGAUAGGUGCAGCGACAAUGAUUUACCCAACAGUAAUCGCCACAGAUAAUUCCGGUGUGCUUGAAGUUGUUUGCUUUUCACAGGUUUGUACAGGUUCCGAACUUGAACCAGGAAGUUAUUAUGUUGGGUAUUACGCAACCGACGAGGGAACAUGUACAUACAGACAAAAGUGUGAAUUCUACGUUACAAUCGGAGACGAAGAACCUCCAGCUAUAACAUGCCCGGAUGCGAUUACUGGUGUUGCAGAUCCGAACCAGUCGUAUGCAGCUAUGACUUUAGAUAAUGCCGAGGCCACGGAUAACAUAGGCGUGACUCACCUGAGUUGCAACCAAUUCGGUUCGUCCCAUCUGAAUAUCGGACUGACAACAAUAACAUGUACAGCAAGAGACGCUGCAAAUAACCAAGCUCAGUGUACAUAUGACGUCACAGUUACUGAUACACAACCACCUACUAUCAAUUUUUGUCCUGCCACCGUGGAAGUCACUGUCUCACCUUCAGCUUCUUCCGCUGCCGCUUCCUGGUCAAACCCAACUUUUGUAGAUAACUCCGGAGUUUCACCCUCCGUGACAAGUUCGCACAAUAGUGGCGACACAUUCCCUUUAGGUGAUACGACCGUGACGUUCACCGCCGUGGAUGAUGCUGCCCUCACAGUCGAAUGUACAUUUAUCGUAAGACUAGAAGAUAAUACACCACCUGCGUUUACAAACUGUCCAUCAAAUAUCAUCGUUAACACCAGUCCUGGUGAGGCAGCUGGUUCUGCAUCAUGGGAUGUGUUGGAGGCUACGGAUAACAGUCUGGUUGCGCCAGUUAUAAACGACGCGUCGCAUAUUGGCGGAAAUUAUCCGAUCGGGGACCACAAUAUAGUGUUCACAGCAACUGACUUCUCAGGAAACUCGGACACUUGCGAAUUUACCGUCACAGUCAUAGAUAAUGAAUCUCCUGUGUUUACUAACUGUCCUGAAGACCAAUCGGUGCCAACGGAUGCAUUUCUACCUACGACCACCGUAACUUGGACCGAGCUUAUCGCAACGGAUAACUCGGGUUUAAAUCCCAACAUACACCAGACGCACCACCCCAACGACGUGUUUAGACUGGGAUCAGAAUAUGUUGUAUACACGGCCUCAGAUUUCAGCGCAAAUAAUGAACAGUGUAUCUUUUCCGUAACAGUUUUUGAUUCUGAAGCUCCUAUAUUCCAUAAUGGACCAAGUAACGUAGUCGUCAACACGCAGCCAGGUCUACCUUCAGCCCCCGUCACGUGGCCGCUGGCAGAUAUUGCACAAGACAACUCACAAGAGUAUCCUACCGUCAAUUGCACCUACAUCUCAGGACAUAACUUCAGAUUUGGAAACUAUUCUGUAGAUUGUACUGCUACAGAUGCUGCGGGGAAUUACGCUGUUCACACAUUUCAUGUGGCAAUAAUAGACGAAGAAAUUCCCUCAUUUCUCAGUCAACCUGAAGACAUUCUAGUUGAAACGGAUCCCUGGCAACCGUAUGCACAUAUAGAUUGGGCUCUCCCAAGCGUGUUCGAUAACUCCAUGGAAGAAGUGUUCAUCAAUUCUACUCAUCAUCCUAACACGACAUUUCCUAUCGGAGUAACCACAGUUACCUAUUGGGCAUUCGACUUAUUCAAGAACGUCAAUACAUUUUCAUUCAAUAUAACUGUAAUAGAUAUGGAAUAUCCGGUAUUCUACAACCUAACUCAAAAUAUAAGUGUUCUGACCGAAGAGCGUGUACAUUAUGCGCAUGUCAGCUGGGAUGUUGUUGAUGUAUGGGACAAUUCUGGUGAACCGCUAAAUAUUACGUCCGACUAUCAUCCCGGCGAUAUAUUCUAUGUGGGCGAAACAUGGGUGACAUAUACAGCUAUUGACAAAUCGGGAAAUAUCGAUAUGUAUUCUUUUAGUAUUCUUGUCAUAGACAAAGAACUCCCAGAGGUUAUAUACUGCCCUCCCGAUAUAACCAUUGAGACAUGGUACCGGUCUCCUUAUGUUAACGUAACAUGGACGUCACCAAAUAUCACAGACAAUGUUGGUGUUUUAGAAAUCGUAUCGAACUACCAUUCAGGAUAUGUGUUCCACCUCGGAGUAACAACAGUUGUUUACAAUGCAACAGACACAGCUUUGAACUUUAACCAUUGCCAUUUUAAUAUAACUGUUAUAGAUGUUGAGAAGCCCUACUUUGAAAAUUGUUCCUUGGACAUUGCGGUACCAAACAUUCCCGGAUCAGCAUAUUCUAAUGUAACUUGGACAAUACCGACAGCCUACGAUAACUCUCAAAUCCCUCCUCAUGUUACCUCGGACGCUGAUUCCGGUGAUGUCUUUCCACUGUACGAUACUAUUGUAACAUAUACAGCAGUCGAUGAAAGUAACAAUGUCGAGUUGUGCCGUUUCAAAGUCACUGUAAAAGAUGUUGAUUUACCGUAUUUUACCAAUUUCACCGAUGAUGUUCAAGUAUUCCUCGACUCAAUUCAUUCAAACGUAACAGUUGAUUGGGACCCACCAUAUCCGGCCGACAAUUCGGGAGUAUUACCCCUCCUUGAAUCAACUCAUCAACCUGGGGAUACGUUCCAAGUCGGCGUUACUAUGGUAACGUAUACAGCUACUGACGAAACAGGAAACACGAUGAUACACACAUUUACAGUCAAGAUACGAGUUGCCUUUACAGAUCUAAAGACAAUUUUAUUCAACGGAACAGAUGAUGUGGACAUUUUACAAGUAUCAGCCAUUGCUGUAGACAGAGGAAAAGGCCGCGAUCUUACUGACAACGAAAUCGACGAUUUAGAAGUAAUGUUGCUAUCAAUGUCAUCAGCGUCGGAGGAUGUAGGGAAUAGGGAGCCAAAGGUUAUGACAGAGGAAAUAAUUAACGUGACAACUACAGUUAUCGACCGCAAAAAGAACAUGGUUCAUCAGAUUGAUCUAGUUUUAGCAUCCGAGAUUCUUUUAAAGGAAAUCGUGACAAGACAGACAAACACAACCUUGAAAAAAUCAUCUAAAACAGUGGCAUCUAACAUCGAACCAGUGGAGAAUGCAAUUUGGUCUUUCCAUUUUCAGGCCAAAGAAAAGAAGUUGGACUCAUCGAGGGACAAUUCCAAAAAAGCUAAAAAUAAUGCCAAAGGAUUUGUGAGAGUAGAUCCAAGCUCGGCAAAAAAUGUCCCAGAAAGUGCAGCGAUUAUCGUAACAUAUUAUGACAAAGUACUCUUUGAAGAAAGUGAAGGAGAUGAGAAAUCGGAUGUAACUUUCCAACCAGAAGCCGAAAAAGUCUUGGCAGUACCAUAUGAACUAGCAAGUGGCCGUGGG